AUGGCUUAGUAAUUAGAAGAUUUCUUAGGAUGUCUAUAAUAAUUAGAUACAAGCAUUUAUAAACCUUAAGAAUAAGCCUGUAUUCCAGUUUUUAGAUCUAUGCCGCCAAAUUUAAGAAUUAUUAUUUAAAGAAUGAUCUUCUUUGAAGAAAGGAAAAUCCCAGAAAGUAUGAUACAAGCAUAAAAUUAUGGAUAAACUCCUAAUUCUAUAUUAGAAUUGGCUAUUUAAUUAAAACUUAUUACAAAAUCAGAAGAAAGAUAAUAAUAAAACGUGAAUUCAUAUUAUUAUUUGGAUUCUAAUUUUUAAAACUCAUUAAGAGAUGCAAUUGAAGGAAAAAGCAAAAGCAUUUUAACAAAAAUUGGUGAUUGUACUGAAAGUUAAGAAUAAUUAAAAAAAGAAUGCAGUAGAAAAUGGAAAGACUUAUUUGAUUUGAUUAGUAGACGAGAAAGAUCUAAUAUUUCGAAUUAUAGAUAAUAGGUUAGAUAAACAUUAAUUGAAUCUAAAUUACUUGAAAAAAAUUUAGGAGUUGGAUUUUCUUUUAUUUUAAGUUCAACUCAUAAAUAAAUUAAUUAAAUACUCAAAUAUUACGUUACUAAAUAAUAGAGUAAUAUUGUAAGAUUUAUUCUUUGUUUAAGUGUUUUAGAUCCUAUGAAGAUUUAUCAAAUGCCAAAUGAAGAAUGGUAAAUAAAUGUAAUUAAAGAUUUAUAAGAAUUUGGUUUUACCUAAUAUACAGAAUAACAUAUGAGAAUAACCUAUUUAUUUUGGAAUUUUCUAUAUGAACCUCCAAGUGUAUUUAUUGGAAUAUAAUGUAAUAUUGUAGUUGAAGCUAAUUUCAGAAUUUAUGCAUAUUUAAAUUCUGGGGAUUAAUAAGAAGAAGAAAUUUUAUGUAAUUUAUUAAAUUUAUUUUCUGAAAUUAAAAAAAGAUUUAAAAUCUUAAUAAUAGCUGAUUUAUCAGAGUCAAGUAUAAGAAAAGCUGUAAGAGAAAAUCUAUAAGCUAAAUAAAUUAUUUAAUUUUUAGAAAUGAAUAGUAAAUAAAUGAAAUAAUAAACUACAACAGAAAAAUAAAUAAAAAAUAGUGAUGAAUUAAAAAAAAGAUUGGAUUUUCUAAGAGUAUUUUAAGAAGUUGGUCCAGAAAAAGCAAUUAUUCCACAUAAUGUUGUGUAGUAAAUUUAAUAUUGGGAAACAUUUUCAAAUGCAAAAUGA
Molecule: messenger RNA, 1203 nt
Organism: Paramecium sonneborni
Lineage: Eukaryota; Ciliophora; Oligohymenophorea; Peniculida; Parameciidae
Source: the annotation of a GenBank genome assembly